Messenger RNA from Lates calcarifer (barramundi perch), 4184 nucleotides. RefSeq names its product AVL9 homolog (S. cerevisiase) (gene avl9). Gene Ontology annotation, cellular component: cytoplasm. Lineage: Eukaryota; Metazoa; Chordata; Actinopteri; Centropomidae. The record is from RefSeq and is a predicted model, not a curated record.
GUCCCGUGGCUCUUUGAGGGACGAAGCGGAACAGAGAGAACCGUCGCUGCCGCUGAGUUGUAGCUCUCGGACUGUUUACCGAUCCCGGAGUUAAAAAUCGCCUCCGUUUACCGUCUCUACAUCCGAUCCCCGGGGUUUUUUAGAUCAUCACCGGCCUGCCUGAACAUCCAGGGCCGGGGGUGGGUAUGGAGUCUCACGGCAGGGACGACGUUAAGGGGCCGGUGCUGCACAUCGUGGUGGUUGGAUUUCACCACAAAAAGGGCUGUCAGGUCGAGUUCUCCUACCCUCCGUUGAUGCCGGACGAGGGUCAUGACAGCAACCUGCUGCCUGAGGAGUGGAAGUAUCUGCCUUUCCUGGCUCUGCCUGACGGGGCGCACAACUACCAGGAGGACACUGUGUACUUUCACCUGCCGCCGCUCAGUGGAGACAUGAAGUGUGUGUAUGGAGUUUCCUGUUAUCGCCAAAUAGAAGCAAAGGCCUUAAAGGUCCGGCAGGCUGACGUCACCAGGGAGACGGUUCAGAAGAGCGUCUGCGUCCUCAGCCGAGUGCCUCUCUACGGUCUGCUCCAAGCAAAACUACAGCUCAUCACACAUGCCUACUUCGAGGAGAAAGACUUUUCACAGAUCUCUAUUCUAAAGGAACUCUACGACCACAUGAACGGGUCUCUGAGGGGUUCGACUCUGGAGGGAUCACAGGUUUAUUUAGGGUUAUCACCAAGAGAUUUAAUACUGCACUUUCGACACAAGGUUCUCAUCCUCUUCAAGCUCAUUCUGCUGGAGAAGAAGGUGCUGUUCUAUGUGUCUCCUGUCAACAGACUAGUCGGAGCUCUGAUGACAGUUUUAUCGCUGUUUCCAGGUAUGAUCGAGCACGGCCUGGUGGACUCGUCCCACUACAGACCCAAGAGCAGCGUGUCGGAGGAUCUGAGCCUGGUGGAGAGCGUCUCCGGCGCCGAGGAGUUCGUCUCUGUGUCCGUCACCGAUAUUGCCAACACCGCCCUGGAGCUGGAGGGGCAGGAGGAGAGCGCCCAGCUGCCCGCCACCACCACCACCACCACCGCCGGAGAGUCACUGUCCUCGGGGGACAGCGGCGAGGGGGACAACCACCUCCUCAAACCCCCAUCACGCACCUCCCCAGAGUCAUCAGAGAGUGACUGGGAGACUCUGGACCCCAGCGUGUUAGAGGAAGGUGGCGCUAAAGAGGCGACCGAGACAGGGACGGAGCUGCUGGACGCGUUUGACUCCAAACCGGGGACGCCCAUCACCGUGCAGCCGCAGGCGGUCAGCGGUCAGGGAGGGGUCACCCAGGGCUUGGUGUCCGGUCUGGAGGAGGAUCACUACGGGCUGCCGCUCGCCAUCUUCACUAAGGGUUACCUGUGCCUGCCCUACAUGGCCCUGCAGCAGCAUCACCUCCUGUCAGACGUGACCAUACGAGGCUUCGUUGCCGGGGCGACCAACAUUCUCUUCCGGCAGCAGAGGCACCUGAGCGACGCUAUUGUUGAGGUGGAGGAAGCUCGCAUCCAGAUCCAGGACCCAGAGCUCCGCAAGGUCCUGAGUUUGACAACGGCGGACCUGCGAUUCGCCGACUACCUCGUCAAGCAUGUGACGGAGAACCGAGACGACGUCUUCCUGGACGGGACGGGCUGGGAGGGCGGAGACGAGUGGAUCAGAGCCCAGUUCACCCUCUACCUCCACUCGUUACUGUCCUCCACACUACAGCAAGAUAACGAGAGGCUGCUGGCUGAUUAUGGCGUUCCGUUCAUCACGGCGUGGAAGAUCACCCACAACUACCGGGUGUGGUACAGCAACAAGCACCCCGCCAUGACUGCCAUCACCCCGGGACACCCGUUCCAGGGCCAGUACAGUGUUGCUGAUGUGAAACUCCGUCUGUCACACUCGGUGCAGAACAGCGAGCGAGGGAAGAAGAUCGGAAACGCCAUGAUCACCACCAGUCGCAGCAUGGUCCAGACGGGGAAGGCAGUGGGUCAGUCAGUGGGUGGAGCAUUGACCAGCGCCAAGUCGGCCAUGUCCUCCUGGUUCUCCACACUGGCCCAGCCUGCAGCCGUAACCCCUCCGGUUAGCCCAGAGCCAGCCACCGAGGCCAAACCGUGACCCACCAGUGGCCCCCGUGGACUCUGUCCCCCGUCGUCCUCUGAUCCUCAGUGGUCCGAGAGCUGGUUUUAUGAAGGAAAAUCCAAGUCUGAACCAUAAAACCCCCGACGGUCACAUCCCUGAUUGGAGACUUUCCAGCGUAUUAGCAGGAUGCCACUCUGGACAGAAAGGCAGCACUGCCGUUAUACUAACUGUACAGUCCAUAUCCACUGUGAGGCAAAGACUGCCAGUGCUUUUGAUCAAAAACCAGAAAUUUCAGCAGGCUGCAUCAUGUCUGACCUCCUGUUUCUCACUGCUGCAGUUUGCUUUCCUGUGAGACACUAAAGAUGCUGUUGUUGGGUUUGCGGUGUUCACUCUUUGCUGCAUAUUUUUAGAGUUUGUCUAUAUAGCCAACUAUUUUGCUGACGAAGAAAAACAAAACAGGAUUUGACAGGAGAGCAUGAGCAGUGGCACCUCUAAAGAUUUUAACAAUUUAGAUUUUAAAUUCAGCUGGGCUCCUGUUUAUUGAUGCCUCUGUAAUGAUAUUGUGGUUGUCUCUGCAACAGCUUGAAUUCCUAUGUGAAAUAUAACUGUGUAAAAAUAUAUGCUGUUUAUCAAGUAAAUGCCAAACAUUUAGUUUCCUGCCUCUCAAAUGUAAACGUAGCUGGUUGUAUUUAUUGUUAAUUGUUGUAAAUGUCUCAGACAAAGACGUCUAGGGACCCACGAAACUGACAAACCAUAGCAAAAGGUCAUCAAACAGGUCAAAAAUACAACCAAAUACAUCAAUAAAAAAUAUUGUUAGCUAAAUAAUUAGAUGGUAAACAUAAAAAACUGUAAGAUUUUUCCUUUAACCUUCAAUCAGCUUGGAUAAAGAGCAAAAAAUAUUCUAUUUUUUUUCUGUAAGGAAAGCCUUAGCUAGCUAAGAAGGUCAGCUAGCAAAUGCUACUUAAGAGUUUUUAUAUUAAUAUUUGAUGAGAAAAGGGACAUUAGUCAUUGCCAUCAAUUACGUCUAUUAUUGCUAAUGUAUUUUUGAUUACAACAAGAGACAUUAACUUAAAAAAAGGUAGUGCUAUAAAGAUAGAAACACAGUGCUAUAUAAAUAUCCAAGUCAUGUUAGCUAGCUAAUUUUGUUAGCUUGCUACUUUCGUUAGCUUGCUAGGCAAAUUUCAUUAGCUUUUAUUAGAUAUGUAAGAGAAGUAAAAACCCAGAAUAAAAAAUUGAAGGAAUAAAAAUAAAACAAGUUAAUGAAUGCUGUUACUGAAAUAACCACAAUGUCAUUACAUAAAUCCUUGAGAACCUAAUGCCUGAUUUUGUGCCCCAAUGAACGUGAUAAAACUUCCCUUAACUAUGAAGGAACCUGCACCCAGCUGUGUGUUUGACAGGGUGUUAUUAACCCUCACCCAGGCCUUUUUAUACUUUGCUGUCAGUAUAUAUAUAUAUAUAUAUUGGGAGAACUAUAUUUAGUAAAUCUAAAGAUACUAUCAAGUCAGAUAACUUAUUUAUUUGUUGUGUACAAGCUUGUUAUCUCAUAAAUAUCCAUGUUUUUGUCAUGACAACACUGGAACAAGUCCCAAAUCCAUGGACCACUGUGUGUAUUUGCACAAAGCAGCCAUUAUAUUCUGUUUAUGUGAACCUUUAUCUUGUAUAACUGUAAUUUUGAGGUGCUUACGAGAUGUUUUCCCUCCAUGCUACAAGUAUUCGACGGCGGUUGAAUUAAAAGUGGUCCAGUGAGCAUGCUCUGUCCAGUCCAGUUUUACAGUUGUAACAAGUGUCAUCCUGCUAUCUUUAAAAAUGUUUUACGUUUCCUUUUUUUGUUUUUUUGUUUUUCUUUAUGCUUUUAAACCCUUUUCAGCCAUUGACUCAUUUCUUGAAUCAGCUUUUGAUUUCUGAGAAAAUAUUAAAGUUAAAGCUGCUUUUUGUGUCUUUUUUUUACCCUCUGAUGAUAUAUUUUUCAUUUUGUAUUUAAAAGAUAUGAAUGUAUUGUGAAUUCAGAUUCACAGAAUAUUUUCUUGACAGAUGCUUUUAAUGUAUUUGAGGAGAAAGUGAUACUAUAUUAUAUUGCUGUAUUAAAAAUAAUUAAAAUACCACAGGCUUUUA